AAUUUGAAGAUGCAAUUUAUGCUGCACAAGCAUUACAAGAGUUACAUGGUAAUCCAUUAAGCAAUUCUAUUAAGGGUGGUAUUCGACUAUCUUUUAGUAAAAAUCCUUUGGGUGUACGCCAAAAUACAGUAAAUAACAAUAGCUAUCCAUUGAUGAGUGCAUUUAGUAAAAGAGAAACAAUUACAACUGCUAAUUCUACUACUACUACUACUAAUUUUUGAUUUUAAGUUUUUAUUUAUUAAUGCUUAUUAUUUAUAUAUAUACAACAAAACAUAUAUUCACAUUGAUACAUUUAUCUAUUUUACUCACUUUUGUUAUUAUUACUUACUUUUCUUUUUUUUUUCGUAUAUGUAAAAUGUAUACUAUGCUGGCAUUCUUCUUCUUUUUUUUUUUUUUCUCAUUAGUAGUUUUAUAAUAAUUU
Cokeromyces recurvatus is the source of this 421-nucleotide messenger RNA. RefSeq lists its product as uncharacterized. The coding region runs from base 242 to 415 and encodes 57 amino acids. The transcript is spliced from 2 exons. Lineage: Eukaryota; Fungi; Mucoromycota; Mucoromycetes; Mucorales; Mucoraceae. The record is from RefSeq and is a predicted model, not a curated record.